AUGCCCAAGUCAUUUUUAGUUAAAAGUAGUGUCAAAAAGUUGUUGGGUCCAACUCACGCUAACUCUGCCUGGAACACUAACAAAGAAAUCGACAAAGAGAUAGAACCAGUGACGAGAGAAGAGGACAUGGACUAUUCUACAGACGAUGAGACUAAGCAAAGAAAUUCCGAAAACAGAAGCGCUUUCCGAUUUGUUAAUCCAAACGCAAACGCCAACGUUGCAAUAAAACACCAUACGAUGUUUUCACCCAAACCUUGCAAUUUGAAUAUGAAACAAGAAAGCGAUAGGAUUUCCACAAUCGGAGGAGAUUAUGCAGCCUAUCGGCCUUGGCUCGACAAGAACACAUUAUCAGGAACCCUCUAUGUGCCAGGCAAAUACCCAUCGACUGUCUCUUGCCGAUUUUCCUCGCUUGCUAAUAUUUCAAACACCAGCGAUUCGGUUGCAAAUGAUGAUAUUGUUCCUACUUCCCUUCCACCAACGCCACCACCAGCUCUUGACACUACUUUUAUGGCACUGGCAGAUUCAACAUCAACAACAUUCGAAUGCGCCAGUUGUCGUAAAUUGUUUGCUACGCCACAUGGGCUUGAAGUCCACGUAAGACGUGCACAUAGUGGUUCGCGGCCAUACGCCUGCGACGUUUGCCAAAAGACAUUUGGUCAUGCCGUCAGUUUGCAUCAUCACCGUUCAGUACACACACAAGAACGCACGUUCGAAUGUCAACAAUGUGGCAAAUCAUUCAAGCGGUCAUCUACUCUAUCUACGCAUUUGCUUAUACACAGUGAUACUCGACCCUAUCCGUGCCCCUACUGCGGAAAAAGGUUCCAUCAAAAAUCAGAUAUGAAAAAGCAUACUUACAUACAUACGGGUGAAAAACCUCAUCGAUGUCUACAGUGUGGAAAAGCUUUUAGCCAGUCAUCCAACUUGAUCACCCACAGCCGAAAGCACACAGGCUUUAAACCUUUCGCUUGUGACCAGUGUGGCAGAGCCUUUCAGCGUAAGGUUGACCUGCGAAGACACACUGAGACUCAGCAUAUUAGUUCAGACCCAAACAAACGCUCAUUGUUACGCGUUGUUGCAAUAUCCUAG
Acanthosepion pharaonis is the source of this 1086-nucleotide messenger RNA. NCBI's taxonomy places the organism in Eukaryota, Metazoa, Mollusca, Cephalopoda, Sepiida, Sepiidae. The record is from the annotation of a GenBank genome assembly.